This is a messenger RNA of Spirometra erinaceieuropaei, 405 nucleotides long. Lineage: Eukaryota; Metazoa; Platyhelminthes; Cestoda; Diphyllobothriidea; Diphyllobothriidae. The record is from the annotation of a GenBank genome assembly.
AUGGUCACCUGCAUUGCAGAAGGGAUCAUGUACGAGCAAAUCAAGGGCAUUCCAAUGGGUUCACCAAUCUCCGGGCUCAUUGUCGAGGGGGUUCUACAAAAACUCGAGAAACGACUGUUCGAGAAGUACAAACCACAGUUUUGGACACGCUACCUUGAUGACACCUUUGUGGUCAUCGACCGGAAUAGAGGCAACUACUAUGCGAAACUACUCAAUUCAAUCAUUCCCGAUCUACAGUUCACGAUGAAAGACGAAGUGGAGGACCAACUUCUAUCCCUGGAUGUUCUCGUCUGUCGCCAACCAAACGGCAAUCUACAGAAAACCGGCGGGCACGUCGAAAAAGCUCCGUUACAACAGCAACCACCCGCUACAGCACAAACGAGCCGUGUCCGCGCGCUAUACUGA